UCUACAGGCGGUGUAGGUAGUGCUGUUGGAUGAAAUUGGAUGGAGAAGCCGCAGUAAAUGCGGCUCAUGAUGCCGAAACAUUCCUCUUUCAUUAUUCAGACUAGACAGAGAGAGACAGAGAGAGACAGAGGGAGGGAGAGACGCUGCGUUUAGGCAGAACUGGGAUGUGAUGCAUUAGUCCCAUCUCCUCCCUCCUUCUCCUCCUCCUAUGCUUCUCCACCGAGUGGAGCCCAAAGAUGCGCACACCACCUUGAAGCGACCUCGUUUGAAAGCAAUUGACGAUUUGUGCUCAUGAGCCUGCUCGGGGGCUACAAGAAGCGGAGCGGUUAUGAUGGUUAUGAAUCUUUGCAGUUGGUUGAUAGCGGAGGAGGAGGCGGCGGAGACUUCAGCAGCGGCGGCGGAGGAGGAGGAGGAGGAGGAUUGUCAGCACUGACCCUCGGCUCCAAGGCGCGACCAGACCACUGCAGCAUCAUGGACGGCUCAGAUAUGGAUGGGAACUAUGGAGGUGGACUGCUAGACAUGGUUAAAGGAGGUGCUGGAAAGUUCUUCAGCAACUUCAAGGACAACCUCAAGGACACCAUCAAGGACACUUCAACGAAGGUUAUGAAUCAAGUGGCCACUUAUACCAAAGGAGAGCUGGACAUUGCCUACAUCACCUCACGCAUCAUAGUGAUGUCAUACCCUGCGGAGGCUGUGGAGCUGGGCUACAGGAACCACGUGGAGGAUAUCCGGUCUUUCUUGGACUCGCGUCAUGCUGAUCAUUACACUGUUUUCAACCUGUCCCAGAGGAACUAUCGUGGAGCCAAGUUCUCCAACAGGGUGUCUGAGUGCAACUGGCCAUCCAGGCAAGCCCCGAGCCUUCACAACCUGUUUGCUGUGUGUAAGAACAUGCACAACUGGCUCAAGCAGAACCCCAAGAACGUGUGUGUGAUCACUUGCUCGGAUGGCAGGGGUCCUUCAGGUGUGCUAGUCUGUGCCAUGUUCUGCUUCUGCCACCUUUUCACGAACCCCGUACCUGCCAUGCAACUGCUCAGCGCCAAGAGACCCGGAUCGGGCCUGUGGCCCUCACACAGGAGGUAUAUAGGAUAUGUGUGUAGCAUGGUUUUAGAGAAGCCCACAUUGCCUCACUCCAAACCGCUGGUAAUCAAAGCUGUCACGAUGAAUCCCAUACCCUGCUUCAACAAACAGCGCAGCGGCUGUCGACCUUUUUGUGACGUCCUGAUCGGCGAGACGAAGAUUUUCUCCACGGCACAGGAGUAUGAGAGGAUGAGGGAGUACAGGGUGCAUGAGGGAAAAGUGGUUUUCAACCUGGGAGUGAGUGUCCAAGGCGAUGUCGUGAUCUCAGCCUACCACAUGCGCUCCCAUGCACUACAAGCCAAGGUGACCAACACACAGAUAUUCCAGAUUCAGUUCCAUACUGGCUUCAUUGCCCCUGGCACAACGGUCCUAAAGUUCAUGAAGUCAGAGCUGGAUGCGUGCGAUUCUCCAGACAAGUAUCCUCAGCUGUUUCAAGUGCUGCUGGAGAUUGAGGUAGAGAAGACAGAGAAGCAGAAAGAUCUCACGCCACCCUGGGAACAGUUCCCCACUAAAGACCUGAGCCCAAAUGUGCUGUUCUCCUGCCACCAGGAACACAAGGAUGCUCUGGCUGUUACAGAUCCAGCGCAGAACCAAGCAACCCAGGGGGGCCGUGUGGGCCCGAAUGAGGAGAGUGAGCCCUCAGAUGAUGACAUGCUCUCGCUCUCCAGCCAGCAGAGCAGUGGCAGCGGCGAGAAAGCCAAAGGGGCCAGUAAAGCCGAAGCUCAGCACCCCGCUCCUUCCAAACCUCCCGCCGAGGACGUUGACCUCCUGGGCCUGAAUGGAGGUGACAUUCAGCCACCUCUGACUUCCCCACAGCCUCCUGCAAGCACUGGCACCACCACUGACCUCCUGGGAGAUCUAUUCGGAGCUUCAGCAUCUCAGUUAUCCAGUGGCCCCAACUCUGCCCAGUCCACUCCUAAAAGGACUGCCUCCUCAACCUCGCCUUGUCCCUCUCCUAGACCUGCAGACAGUUUUGACUUGUUCGGGUCAGCUGCAUCUGCUGCAAAGCCUCAAGACUUUAUGGAGGCCUUCCUGGGACCAGGUAAUGUGGGGCAGCCUGCGCCCUUCCUGCAUGCUGCACGCUCUCCAUCUCCCACCUUGCAAAACACGGGCUUGGGCCGCAGCUCGCCCGUGCCCCCGACUACACCCACUGUAAACAUCCAGCAGCAGAGCACUAUGGGAGGAGGAUGGGACUGGAACAAAACAGCUCCCCCUGUAGGUGGUGGUGUCAGUGUAGGCAGUAAAUCAGCUGGUACGAGUCCUACCAGCUCUGUACACAACACUCCUACUCAUCAGGCCAAACCGAACACCCUGGACCCUUUCGCUGACCUUGGCAACCUUGGAGGGAGUCUGGGAGGUGGAUCAGGAUUCUCCAGUAAGCCCACCACUCCAACUGGAGGAGGAGGAGCAGCAGGAGGAUUUCCUCCCAUGAGUUCCCCCCAGAGGCCCCCUGCCUCCCCUCAACACACCUCAGCAGGCUGGCAGUCCAGCACCGCAUUCCCCGCAUGGCAGCAUGGAGGUGCAGGUCAGUGGCAGCCCCAGGCUCAGGGCAAGACCCCAGGACCGUCCAUGACACACAGCUCUCCUCAGAACAGACCCAACUACAACGUCAGCUUCUCAGCCGUGGGUGGAGCCGCGCCUGCAGGGAAACCGCAGCCCAACAUGGGUACCAAACCGCGGGCUACUGACGCUAAUUUUGAUGACCUGCUGUCUGGCCAAGGCUUUACAGGCGUUAAGGAAAAGAAAGGCCCAAAGACUAUAGCAGAGAUGAGAAAAGAGGAGAUGGCAAAAGAGAUGGAUCCUGAAAAACUCAAGAUCCUAGACUGGAUAGAGGGGAAGGAGCGCAACAUCCGCGCUCUACUCUCCACCAUGCACACGGUGCUGUGGGAGGGCGAGAACCGCUGGAAACCCGUGGGCAUGGCUGACCUCGUCACUCCUGAACAAGUGAAGAAGGUCUAUCGCAAGGCGGUGCUGGUCGUCCACCCUGACAAGGCGACUGGGCAGCCGUAUGAACAAUACGCCAAGAUGAUUUUUAUGGAACUAAACGAUGCGUGGUCAGAGUUUGAAAGUCAAGGACAAAAAGCUCUUUACUGAGACUUACUGCACCAGACGGCCGCAGAAAAACCCAACCUACUGCAGUUUAUGACAUAAUCGGUCAUCGUCUCCACGUCAGAACAGCAUGAGACUACGACCACGGUUAUCAGAACCCCCCUCUGCCGUUCUCCUCCCUCUCCUAAAUCCUGCUCCAUACCCCACAGACACCAGAGCAUUCGUCUGCAUAGUGUGCUUGUCCAAGUGUCAUUCUGUAAUGACUUACAUAAACCGGUCUCUGAUGAAUCAGCUGAUGAUCGAGCUACUACAUAAGCUUAGACAGUUUCAGAUGUUCUCCAUAGAGCUAGAAUGUACAUGUACACAUCUUUCUUAUGUUCCACAGUAUUUCUUUCAUUUUUUUUUGUAGUUAGCUAGUUCAGCAACUAAAAACCUGCUACACAUUAAACUGAUCUGAGUGGUGUAGACCAUGUGCAAGUCCGAGACGAUGCUGAAGAGUGGCCUUAUUGUUCCUUAGCACCAGGAGUUAAAAGCAAAGGUCAAAGGUUAGCAUGAGGAAACACUACACAGUUAAGAAAAAAUCCUGCUCUUUUACACAUCUACUGUACCCUGUGUUGAGAAGUGCAGGAAUGAAAAGCACAGAAAUACUACGUAGACAUGUCCUGUACACGCAGCUCGAUAUCUUGAUAUAUUUAAUAGGAUCUGUGAAAUACACAUAACUAGGAGUUGAAUUUUUCCACUCACUACUGAUGUAUCUGUGUGUAUGAAAUGUGCUGCACUGUAUUUUAUGUUGUAUUGUUUACAAAAGUAGUCUUAGGACUAAUGGUUUAUUUACAGCAUAGAGAGCGAGAGUCUGAAACAAGUAAAAACACAAGUAGCUAUUAAUAAUAAUAAUAAUAAUAAUAAUAAUAAUAAUAAUCAUGCCGAAUUAAUGUAUAGUAUCGUAUUGUGAGGUUAGUUAAUUUUUUUUUUUAUACAUUAGGCGAGUACUAGGGUCAUAACACUGGAAAAGAUAUAGUGCACAUUUAUUAAAGUGAUCAUAAGUACUGGGAUAAUAGUCAGUAUGCCUGAAGAAAAACCUUUUUAACACUACACAAUUAUUGUAAAGUGAAUAGAUUUUCUUUUUAAUAAGAUAUUUUUUUUAAUGACAUUCUGACAUUUGGUGACGUUCAAUAUUCACAUUAUCCUUUUAAUUAGUUCUAAUUGGCUUAAUGAAUAAAUAGCAAAUAACUAAUGUUUCAAAUGUUCCAGACAUAAAAUGAUACUCCAAAAAAAAAAAAUAGGGAACACUUGUCCUUUGUAUAUGUAUGCACGGUUUUAAGUUCAUGACAUCUAUUUGAUGUUUUUUUUGGAUUUAUUUGAUUUUUUUUUUUACAUUUAAUUAUAGUGCUAGAGUUCCUGCAUAUCAUAAGAAAUACAAUAAUAUAAAAUACCUAAUUAUGUCUCUUAUGAUUCUUAUUGUAAUUUAUCAGAAAUUUACUAGGUUUUUCUUUUUUACUAGUCAUUUCUUGACUUAAUCAAGAUUUUUAUUUGACCUGAACAUGUGUGAGAGCGUGUGUGUGUGUGUGUGAAUGUGUGUGAAUUCUCCCAAUUUAUUGACCAGUGCUAACUCCUUAAAGGUCUUGUUUGUUAGGUAAUGUGAAUGACAGAAUCUGCAUCGCUUCUCUUGCUGUAGAGAUCAUUCAGUUUAAUUUCACAUGCACAUAAAGAAAACCUCAUUAUUUAUUGUCACCCACACUGAACUUCCUCAAGUCAACUUCUGCAAUAUUUGGAUAGUUUUAAGUCCAGUGUAGACCUCCAGAGAGGUACACGAUCCAGAUGUGAUGACUCUUAGUGUGGGACAGCCACACAACUGAUCUGCCCUUUCGCAAUUGGUAUAUUUGCACUGGAGUGGCACUCUUCAACUAUGAUAUAUACGAUAGAUAUGUGCAUUAACAUGCAGUACCAACAUUGCUCAUCGUGUGAAAACCUGAACCCCGUUGUUGACAUGUAGGGCUCUUCUGGAUCUUUCAUUCGACUGCCUCUCCCUCUCUGCAAUCAAAAGUCUUACUUGAACGUCUUCUUAAAAUAUCAAGCACUGAUUUCUGGAUGGACCCCUGCACUCGGAACCAAACAUUCCUCUUCCCUUACCUGUCGUGGACUGACUUUUCUUCCUCCUCGAGGCUGUCCUGUUGUUCUGAAGCUAAUAUCUGUAUACAGUAGUGAAUGUGUGGUGUUACCAAUAAUACUGUAAUAUGUAUGUAAGAAGGUGGUUUGGAUACAGCUCUGUGUUUGCCUGUCUGCUGUAUCCCCCUUACUGAAACGUGAACUUUAUUUGACGUGUUCCCUCUUUUGGUUUCACCAGUAAACAUGAGCUGCACCAAUAAAUGGGCAAGAGAGUAUGCGAUCGAUUAAA
Messenger RNA from Clarias gariepinus (North African catfish), 5521 nucleotides. It is a transcript of the gene dnajc6, whose product is annotated as DnaJ (Hsp40) homolog, subfamily C, member 6. Gene Ontology annotation, molecular function: protein tyrosine phosphatase activity; phosphatidylinositol-3,4,5-trisphosphate 3-phosphatase activity. The record is from RefSeq and is a predicted model, not a curated record. The coding region runs from base 292 to 3171 and encodes 959 amino acids. Gene Ontology annotation, biological process: protein dephosphorylation. NCBI's taxonomy places the organism in Eukaryota, Metazoa, Chordata, Actinopteri, Siluriformes, Clariidae. The transcript has 18 exons. Gene Ontology annotation, cellular component: cytosol.